UAGAAGAACCCUAGCUAUAAAUUUGCUAUGUUUUCGAGUCCAAAAUCUCCCCAGACACCCAUGGAUUCACUAGCAACUUUAGGCAUCCUUUUCGUCUCUCUUUCCCUAUUCACAACCUCGCCGGCCGCCACUUCCGACUCCUCGCCGACAGUUUAUGAGUUACUGGCGGAAUACGACUUUCCGCCUGGUCUUCUUCCAAAGGGAGUCACAGGCUACGAACUGAACUCAACCACUGGCAAGUUCACAGUAUACCUGAACAAAACCUGCAGUUUCACCAUAGACGGCUACAAUCUCAAGUACAAAUCUGAAAUCUCUGGGACCAUUUCCACUGACAAAAUCAAGGAUCUGAAGGGUAUACAAGUAAAAGUGUUGUUUUUCUGGCUAAACAUCGUGGAAGUUACUAAAGAUGGCGAUGAAAUUGAAUUUUCCGUCGGGAUUGCGUCGGCGGAUUUUUCGGUAGAUAACUUUUAUGAGUCGCCAGAAUGUGGUUGUGGCUUUGAUUGUGAUAAUGGAAUUGGGGGAAAAGCUAGCAAAUUUAGGCUCAAUUUUAGGCCAUUUGUAUCCGAUUCCUAGAAUCUUGAUUAGGGGAUUAAUCUUGAGACUUAGAAUAAUUUAUCAUUUUUCUGUAAUCUGUAGUUUAUAUUUUGUAACGAUAUACCUUAUUGAGUUCAAAAUAAAAAAUAAAAUAUAUCGACGUAUUUAAAUA
Olea europaea var. sylvestris is the source of this 706-nucleotide messenger RNA. RefSeq lists its product as uncharacterized. The record is from RefSeq and is a predicted model, not a curated record. The transcript has a single exon. Lineage: Eukaryota; Viridiplantae; Streptophyta; Magnoliopsida; Lamiales; Oleaceae. Bases 28 to 573 code for a protein of 181 amino acids.